This is a messenger RNA of Adineta ricciae, 1839 nucleotides long. Lineage: Eukaryota; Metazoa; Rotifera; Eurotatoria; Adinetida; Adinetidae. The record is from the annotation of a GenBank genome assembly.
AUGGAACUUGAUGAACAAACUCUCCUUCAAUCCUUAGUCAAAGACUCCUUGGAUGAAUCUUCAGCAUCAAUUGAUUAUCCAUCCUAUCUGCCGUAUCUUCAGACACUGUUUACCUAUGACACCGAACGUUUACAUCGUGAACUCGAAUAUCUAAACGAUGAGAAAUGUUCAAAAUCAGCACAGAUGUUAUCCCUAACAUUCGAUAACUAUUCAACAUUUAUCCAAACAGCUGAAUGCUCGAAAAAUAUCUCCAAUGAUUUCUCAAAAAUCGAAGAUAGCUUAUCAGUAAUAUUGAAACAACUCGACGAUUUUUCAUCUUGUUGUCAAACAUUCAUACGCGAAACUGAACAAACCAACUCCCUUCGAAAACAAAACAUGUUUACUCUCCAAAAAUAUCCUCAACUGUUAGAAAUCCUCGAAAUACCACAAAUCAUGGACACGUGCGUUCGAAACGAUUACUACGAUGAAGCACUUGAAAUCGUCACGUAUUGUAAGCGUUUAGAACGAAAAUUUUCCUUACCACUGAAUAAAGCAACAUCGAAUACGACUUUACAUAUACCAGUGAUAACAAAUAUUGUCAACGAUGUUCGUCUAUCAUUGGAAUACAUGCUCGAACAAUUAAUCAACCAACUACAAACGAACAUUCAAUUGCCAGCUUGUUUACGUAUCAUGGGUUUUAUUCGUCGAAUGGAUAUUUACAAUGAGUUGGAAUUACGUCUUUGUUUUCUCCAAGCACGUACACAAUUUUUGAAAAAACGUUUAGCCUUAAUUCAACAACAAUAUUCCACAGCGAAUACAACUGAUUACUAUGAACAUGCGUCAAAAUAUAUCGAUGAAACACGUAAUAUACUGUUCGAUAUUGUUACGCAAUAUCGUGCGUUGUUCAGUGAUGAUGAUGUGACACUGUAUGUAACAUUUAAUCGAAAUGAAUUUAUUAAAGAAACGAAUUUGUUUCGCUCAUGGUUAAUCUAUCGUUUGAAUGAAUUUCUAAACGUUUUACAAGUUGAUUUACGACAUUGCAGCGGUUCACAAUACCAACGGCUGGAAUCCCUUCUUGGCCAAGUUAUGUAUUUUGGUGCAUCAUUUUCACGUUAUGGUUUUGACUUUCGACCAUUAUUCAUUCAAUUUUUCUCUCAAACAGCGUUAACAAAUUUUCAAAAUUCAUUACGUGAAGCUAACCAUCUAUUCGAACAACUGCUUCAAUCAUUUACGUUCGAUCAGUAUGUUCAAUUACCAUCCUCAGACAAUUCGACGACUGCAGCGAAUCCAUUCGUUCCACCGAUGAUUCUGGUUAGUUAUACGCCAUUGGCGGUCUAUUGUAACACAGUGCUAACAGCAUUCAAUGAUCUGCGACUUUGUUGUCCUUUGUCAACUGUUCGAACAGUAAAACAGACUCUGACUGAUUCGUUGGAACAUAUUCGAAAUCUUCUUGUGAAUUAUUAUAAAUCCGAGAAGGUGAUGUUGACGUUCAUCGAAUCAGAACAUUUCAUUGACUUUUUACGAGUUUUUAAUUCAAUAUUCAUUCCUUAUGUUGAUACAUGUAUGCAAGCAUUGUUUCCAGACGCUCAAUUGUCACGUGAAUUAGGUGUGUCGGUGUUAGAAGUUAGUGAAAAGACGAAACUGAAUAGAAUCGAUGUGGAACAAAUCAUUGGACCGGUUCAAGUGAUUAUUGACUCGGUUGCUCCCAAGAAGGUUCCGAUUAAUGAAACUGUUACGAACAAUAAAAUAGACUCCUCGCUUCUAAUAUCGAGAGAGCCAGAAAAAGAAGAACAACAACAACAACAGCAACAAGAGGAAAAUACCGAAAAAAUUGAUGAUAAACAUGAAGUUACGGAAUAA